Messenger RNA from Didymella exigua CBS 183.55, 2403 nucleotides. RefSeq lists its product as uncharacterized. Bases 1 to 2403 code for a protein of 800 amino acids. Gene Ontology annotation, molecular function: DNA-binding transcription factor activity, RNA polymerase II-specific; DNA binding; zinc ion binding. The transcript is spliced from 5 exons. Gene Ontology annotation, biological process: DNA-templated transcription; regulation of DNA-templated transcription. The record is from RefSeq and is a predicted model, not a curated record. Gene Ontology annotation, cellular component: nucleus. NCBI's taxonomy places the organism in Eukaryota, Fungi, Ascomycota, Dothideomycetes, Pleosporales, Didymellaceae.
AUGGAUGCGACGGCUGCGAGCGGCGCAAAUACUGCGCAUUGCCAGGAAGCCAGUCCUAAUGGCGCGUCAAAAUUGUCUCACCACUCACCCGCCGACGACGAGCACGAAGUAUGGAGCGCUGGAGAGGAUGAGAGCGGCGAGGACGGAGGUAGGAGCCAGAGCGGCUCGAAGCGCAAACGUGAGAAAUUAAGCGUGAGCUGCGAGACGUGCAAGCAGCGCAAAGUCAAGUGCGAUCGCGGCCACCCAGCGUGUGGUUGGUGUCUGAAGAACCACUCGACAUGUAUCUACUUACCGCGCAAGAAGCCCGGCUUGAGGGCUGGUUAUGGACGUGAGCUUGAGGCGCGCCUAGAUAAACUGGAGCAUCUUAUCGUUCAACAGCAGUCGCAGAUUAACCAUCUGUCGCAACAGCAGACAGCAGCGUCCGGGCCAUCCCCGCAAGAGGUGGCCACUUUUCGGAGCCCACCAGUCAUCCAAACGCCCCAUAUCCCCCGUCCCGAAACUGCCUUGUUCAUCCAAAAGCCGCAGUCAACCUUCCCCUCCCAAAACGCGAUGCAGAAUGGGUUUGGCAAUACAUUGGACACCAGAUCAGCCUCAAUCUCAGGCAAUGGCUACGGUGGUCAGCCAGAGGAUAUGCAGUCAGGACUGGGAGGCCUGCAGCGUGAUGGGUAUACGCCUUUUGGCGGCACCGACCAGUUUGCGCCAUCCAUGUCGAGAGCGCUGGGCCAAGCGGAUGCGGAUUUCCCACCGUACGACCUCUUAUACGGGUUGGUGGACCUAUUCUUCAAGCACAUAUACCCAUGGUGUCCAAUCUUGCACCGUCAGUCAACGCUGAACUCACUGUUUGGUGAUUCAAGUCUGGACGAGGCUGAUCGCAUCAUUUUACACUCGGUUGUGGCCACUACUGUCAAAUUCUCGUCUGAUCAGCGAUUGACUCCGGACAAGCGAGCGCGAUAUCACAAGAACUCAAAAGAGAAGGUUUUGCUGUACGGCAUCGAGAACAGUUCUGUCAAGUCUCUGCAAGCCCUUGUCAUCCUUGCGCUGGACGUGGUUGGCUGCUCCAAUGGUCCUCCCGGCUGGAACCUGCUUGCGCUGAUAACACGUUCUGUGGUACAGUUGGGACUGUCCAUGGAAACGUAUUCGCCGAUGGUCGCACCCCAAUAUGCGUCUAUUUACACACUGCGCGCCAACGUACUACCCAUUCCCAAAGACUGGAUUGAGGAAGAAAGUCGCCGCAGGCUGUUCUGGAUGAUCUAUGUCCUCGAUCGCUAUGCAACCGUGGCAACAGCUUUCGAGUUUGCUUUGGAUGAGAACGAGAUCGACAGGCGAUUACCAUGUCGAGACGAUCUUUACGCUCGCAAUGUACCGAUCGAGACCAGAUGGUUCCACACAAAAAUCAGGACAGAUUAUAGUAUGAAUCGCCCCGAAAACCUUGGGUCGUUCUCAUAUUAUGUUGAAAUUCUGGGGAUUCUGACGAGAAUACACAAGUUCCUGAAGAAGCCUGUCGACAUUACGUCUUUAUCUGACGUCGAGAAGUGGCAGAGUGAGUUUCGGGAGCUUGACAAUGCCAUUGAGCAAUGGAAGUACAACCUUCCUGCCGAGUAUGGUAACUCAGCAAGAGUUUUCUCGAAGCCAGGAGGCAACCAGGCCCUCAAUAGUGGUCUGGUGAUGUUACAUGCUGCCUUCCACACAACUGUUAUCCGACUCCACUCGUCAGCAGCGUAUCCAACUCAUCGCUCGCCCAUCUUCACACCAUCUUUCAGUGCCAGUCAGCGUUGUCUAAGCGCCGUGGAAAACAUCACAGCUCUUUGCGCAUCGGUGCGUGAUAACGGCCUGCUCGCCAAACUUGGCCCACCAUUUGCCUUCUCCUGCUGGGUAGCCGCGCGUGUGCUCUUGGUCCAUGGCUCGACAAUUGACCACCGCGUCGAUACGUCCAUCAACAUCUUGGUGAGCACCUUGCAAGACCUGGGUCAGUACUGGGAGGUAGCCGUACGCUACGGGAAUCUCCUAUCACGAGUGCUGUCCGAAUAUCAGGAGUCGCAGCAAAGCGCCGGCAUGGGCGGCGAGCGGGUUACGCCAUCAACAGUCAAGAUUCUGGCUGAUAUGCGACGGUGCGCAUUCGAUCUUGACUUCCUUAUCGCACGUCAGCCCAAAUUUGACGGCGCUGCCGGGUUACCUUCAGUCACACCGGCUCGCACUCCAGCACCGAACGAGUUGGAGUACCUUGACGUCUUCGAUUUCUUUAACAUGCCUCGCCUCCCUGUUUCCAUAGACACAAUGACAACGUAUCCCACGACCGCAGAUGGGAACAUGCCACUGUCCGAAGGCGGCUACGGCAAUGAGUCGAACAUCACAAACUAUAUGGUCGAUGCUAGCUCGGACUGGUUCAUCAAGGGUUCUGCUUAG